Messenger RNA from Galleria mellonella (greater wax moth), 13522 nucleotides. RefSeq names its product dynein axonemal heavy chain 3 (gene Dnah3). Gene Ontology annotation, cellular component: dynein complex. The transcript is spliced from 71 exons. NCBI's taxonomy places the organism in Eukaryota, Metazoa, Arthropoda, Insecta, Lepidoptera, Pyralidae. Gene Ontology annotation, biological process: microtubule-based movement. Bases 1 to 12354 code for a protein of 4117 amino acids. Gene Ontology annotation, molecular function: dynein intermediate chain binding; dynein light intermediate chain binding; ATP binding. The record is from RefSeq and is a predicted model, not a curated record.
AUGGCGAGCGGCGACCGCAAGCGUCCCGCGGAGCCAGCGCCGCGCUGCUCAGCUCGAUUCAUGGGUGCAGCUCGCAAGCAGCCCGCGCUGCCGGUCCUCGCGCGGGCCGGCUACGAUCACGAGCUUGAGCGGGACAGCAAGCUACUGCGUGCCUCCAGAAACUACUAUCCGGAAGGCGAAAGUGAAGGCGGAUGCAGUGAGUUCCCGCCGUUAAUGCAACGUAAAUCUUGGACCAGGAGAGUGCCGUACUGCGAUGGUUUUAACCAUGCGAAACCUGCAGAUUCUAUAGGGAAUUGUUAUACACCUGCAACGAAGACGAUGCGAGUCCUCAACAUGCCUCCAAAGAGACGACCCAAGCCAGAACUGUACGGACCUAUAGGGCCCAAUGGGGAGCUACAGUUCCCACCGCUGAAGCCAUGGGCCGAGAGAGAACGGGAGCGUUUGGAGAAAUUGAAGAAAGAACAGGAGAAGAAUAAGUUACCGAAAGGGUUGGUUCUUCUAGAAGAUUUAGUAUCUGGUGCAUACGAAAGAAGAAAGGCGGCGGCGGCAGAGGCGAAACGACAGCGGAUUGAGAAGAAAAAGCGCGAAAAGGAAGAAGCGGAGCGCGCCGCUCAAGAAGCUCUCAAAAAACAUUUAGCGCGUCUGGAGUUUGAGCUGCCCCGCGAUCCCGACCAGCAGAAGGAGGAAAUGAUCAAACUGACAGAAGAGGAGCACUACAGAUAUAUUCAUCCCAAAGACUUGGAGAGGAUUCAGUAUUAUUUGACUGUUUCUCUGGUGGACAACCACUUGCCGGAGUACCCUGAAGAGCUGUACAAGCGAGCCAAGCUGCAAGUGGACAAACAGACGCUGGCUAUCAAGCGGCGGCUACUGGCGCUCACGUACCAAGCGUGUGUGCGGCAGAGCGAGGCCGACAUUAGGGAAUUCUUCAUUAUGGCCAUGAAAAGAUGCCUCCUUUCGUACAUCCUAGAAGAUCCCGCUGAACGUGAGCGGCUACGUAUCGCGUUCCUCCCGCCUCUGUGGCCGGCUCUGAUCGUCAGAGCCCCAGUCCCCUGGCAUACGGCCUUCGUCAGGGCGAAGCAGGCCAUGUCCUACCGUUACUACCAAGGAAACCCGGUGCUCAUUGAAUUGCGACGCAUGUGGCAGGAGAGAUACCAGAACGUAUACAUCUGUGACAUGAGGCGAAUGCAAGAGGGUCUAGAGUUCCCACAAUACCCUGACGAGUUCACUGAGCGUCUGACCAAGCUCUGUGCGGAGAUGCGAGCCGAACUGAUGGACAACUGGCUUAUUGAUGUCGCUGAUACCAUGGUCAAGAUGAGGAGCCACUGGCAGAUCUACGUCGCGAGGAAGAAGAAGGAGUCCACGUUCCAAGUUGAACAAUUUUUCAGAUGUAUCCACGCGCUGAUGUCGAGGCAAGUUCGGGAUUUGGUGGAACGAAGCAUCAACCAUUUCGCGGAGUACUUUGCGUAUUAUUGGGAUGGCAACUCAUACAGUGGCCCAUACCGUGACUACCUAUUCAUCAAACGGCCACUACUCCGCAUCAAAGUGGCGGGCAAGCCAGGCUCCACCACCAUUGUCUUCGAGCCAUCCCUCGACCAAAUGAAGGUCCAGAUCGUCAAGUGGUUUCACGCAAUCAUCAAUGUUAAUUAUCAGCUGCCCAGUGUGGAUAACAUCAUGUACCCUGGUGCGUAUCGUCCGAGGCCAUUCCUGAACACUGUAUACCCGGACGAGCAGUACAUGAUGGACAUAAUAAAUCAAAGCAUCAAGCACUUCAGCGCCAACCGUCCGGGCCCCAACAGCUACUUGGCCAGCUACGAGCCCUACCACUAUAUCCUCGACGGUACUGCGCACCAGGAGCUGAUGCAGUUUUUCGCCCAAGAACCCACGCCUUAUCUUAAGGAAUUCUCGUCCCGCAUCUACAUGUACGAGGCUCUCCGUGACGAGGUCUUGUUCCUGCGACGUGACAUCCCCCUCAACAUGGUGAUGCUGGACUGCGGGCCCAUCAACGACGCCAUGUGGACCAUCGUGGACGGACUGCGGCAGUACAUCAUCGACCACUUCAUUGCGAUCAACAGGAAGUGGAACAGGGCCAUCUGCAACGUGUACGAAGAGAUGGGCGCGCGCGCGUCCGAGAGCCCCGAGACCACGGCGCAGCUGGUGGAGCUGCUCAGCUACAUCUCGGAGUGCCGCGACUGCGCCAUGUUCGACCUGCGCGAGCGCAGUCGCACCACCGCCGAGUACGUGCUCUUUCUCAUGCAGCACGCGCACCUCAACUUCGAAGACAUCAACCUAAACACACGCGUGUUCCUCUGGCCACUGGACAUGGAAGAGACCAUCGAUCUUACGCUUAAGACUCUGUAUACCAAGAAGAACAUGGCGGAGGACAAGCUGCGCAGCCGGAAGGCGAUCUUCGAGGAGAAACUGAAGCGGCACGAGAAGGAAUUGGAACUAUUCCGGCGGUUUGACCCGCCGCUUUUGAAUUUGGAUCUGUUAAAAGAAGUCGUGGGGAAGGUGGACGAGAUUUUCCACAAUUUGACGGAGGACAAGCACGAAGCGGACGACAUUAUAAAUGAAGAAACCCUACUAGACCAGGAAGUGUCGGUCUAUUUCAGCUUGCAGACCAUGCUGGCCAGCGUCGAUCCCUUCCACAAGCUCUGGCACACCGCUUUCGACUUCUAUGACGGUUACGAAAAAUGGUACCAUGGUCCCUUCCUGGGACUAGAUGCGGAGCAAAUCGCCGAAGACGUGGAAGCAUGGUGGAAGCUGCUAUACAAGCUUGGCAAACAACUAUACGAGUACCCCGGAGCUAAACGCAUUGCCGAUAUGGUGCGCAACAAGGUGGAGAAGUUCAAGGUGCUGCUGCCUGUGCUCUGUGCUAUAUGCAAUAAGGGCAUGCGCGACCGUCACUGGGCGCGCAUCAGUGAGCUGGUGGGAGUGGAGGUGGUACACGGGCCGGAAACGACGCUGGCCGACAUGGUAGAGCAGGGCGUCCACGUAUACGCCUCGCAGCUCGAGGAGAUUGAACAGACCGCCUCCAAGGAGUACUCGCUCGAGAUGGCGCUCAAAAAGAUGAAGGACGAAUGGGUCGGCGUCAAGUUCGAAGUGGUACCGUACAGGGAUACAGGCGUAGGAAUCCUAAGUGGUUUGGAUGAGGUACAACAGCAAUUGGAUGAUCACAUACUGAAAUCGCAGACGAUGCGUGGUUCACCGUACGUGAAGGCGUUCGAGGCAGACAUGGCUGCCUGGGAGGAGAAGCUGAUCAGCAUGCAAGAUAUACUAGACCAGUGGCUUCAAUGCCAAGCAACAUGGAUGUAUCUAGAGCCUAUAUUCUCGUCGGAGGAUAUCAUGCGUCAGAUGCCGACAGAGGCUAGAAAUUUCCGGGACGUAGAUAAGGAAUGGCGGUCAAUCAUGGCAGCCACACAGAAGGAUCCCAUGGUCUUGAGAGCCACAGACUUUCCAGGUUUGUUGAAGAAGCUGAAAUACAGCAAUGCACUGCUGGAUGAUAUACAGAGGGGACUGAAUGACUAUUUAGAGAAGAAGAGGCUGUUCUUCCCGAGAUUCUUCUUCUUAUCCAACGACGAACUGCUCGAGAUCCUCUCCGAGACCAAAGAUCCAAUGCGUGUACAACCACAUCUGAAGAAGUGCUUCGAAGGCAUAUACACACUGGAGUUCAAUGCUGCUAAGGAGAUUGUCGGAAUGGCUUCCGCUGAAGGCGAGGUCGUCAAAUUGUCGAGUAGUAUACAGCCCACGGAUGCUAAGGGUAUGGUGGAGAAAUGGCUGCAGCAAUUGGAGCAGCAAAUGAUCGUGAGUCUGCGCGACGUAGCCACUGAGGCAGUGGGCGCUUACCCCAUCAGUAAACGCGAGGAGUGGGUCCUCAACUGGCCUGGACAAAUCGUACAGGCCGGCUCUUGCGUACAAUAUACCGCUGAGGUUAUAGAAGCGAUAGAAACGAACAGCCUACCAGCAUUAGUGCAACGCAGCACGGAACAGAUCACGGGGUUGGUGUACCUGGUGCAGGGAUAUCUCGACCCUGGCAACCGGAUUACUAUAGAAGCGCUCAUUGUCUUGGAUGUACACGGGCGAUCGAUUCUCGAAGAAAUGGCGGAAAAGCAGGUUUCGGAUGUGACGGACUUCAACUGGAUUUCCCAGCUGCGGUACUAUCUGCGCGGGGACCGCAUCGUCUGCUCGAUGAUCACCACGGACGUGGAGUAUGGGUUUGAGUACCUGGGCAACACUGGUCGCCUCGUCGCUACCCCGCUCACCGACAGAUGCUUCAGGACUCUAAUGAGUGCCCUAAAACUGAACCUGGGCGGUGCGCCUGAAGGGCCAGCAGGCACUGGUAAAACGGAGACCACCAAGGACCUCGCCAAAGCGGUUGCUAAAAAGUGUGUAGUCUUCAAUUGCUCAGAUGGAUUGGAUUAUAAGGCACUUGGUAAAUUUUUCAAAGGUCUAGCGCAAUCUGGAGCGUGGGCAUGCUUUGACGAGUUCAAUCGGAUAGACCUGGAAGUGUUAUCGGUGGUGGCCCAGCAGAUCCUCUCCAUCCAGCUCGCUAUACUUCGCCGGGAGAAGCGGUUCGUGUUUGAGGGGACCGAAAUCAACCUCAAUCCCACCUGUUCAGUCUUCAUCACAAUGAAUCCGGGAUACGCGGGCCGUACCGAAUUGCCAGACAACUUGAAGGUUCUGUUCCGCACUGUCGCCAUGAUGGUACCCGAUUAUGCGAUGAUUGGCGAGAUCACGCUAUAUUCCAACGGAUUUGUUAACGCCGGACCGUUGGCGCGUAAGAUAGUACAAGCUUACAAGCUUUGCUCGGAGCAACUGUCGUCACAGAACCAUUACGACUACGGCAUGCGCGCGGUCAAGUCCGUGCUGCUCGCUUCCGGCGCGCUCAAAAAGAAUUACCCUGAGAAGGACGAGGCGCAGCUCGUCCUCAGGGCCAUCAUCGAUGUUAACAUGCCCAAGUUCCUUUCCCAGGAUGUACCGUUGUUCGCGGGCAUCUACUCGGACCUGUUCCCCGGCGUGGAGAUACCGCAGCCGGACCGCGCCGAGCUAUUAUGCUGCAUAAACAAAGAUUUGGAGAAGAGAAACCUCCAGGCCACAGAGUGGUACCUCGAGAAGAUUAUACAAAUCUACGAAAUGAUGCUGGUUCGGCACGGGUUCAUGAUUGUAGGCCCACCGAUGGGCGGCAAGACUCAAGCUUACCAAUCACUGGCGGACUCCUUGCGGGCCUUGCAGCUCAUGAAACCUCCGCCAAGGCACAAGGAGUUCGGAGCUAUAUACAGGAUUAUUAACCCGAAGGCGAUCACCAUGGGUCAACUCUAUGGGUGCUUCGAUCCAGCCUCGCAUGAAUGGUCCGAUGGCGUUCUAGCAAUUGCGUUCCGUGAGUACGCGAUGUCAAUAACGCGCGACCGCAAGUGGAUAUUGUUCGACGGGCCGGUGGACGCGGUGUGGAUAGAGAACAUGAACACGGUGCUCGACGACAAUAAAAAGCUGUGCCUCAUGAGCGGCGAGAUCAUACAGAUGACAAAUAAAAUGAACCUGAUCUUUGAGCCGGCGGAUCUAGAGUUUGCAUCGCCGGCGACGGUUUCUCGUUGCGGCAUGAUAUACAUGGAACCCGAGCAACUUGGUUGGCGUGCCUUCCUCGCGUCAUACAAUACACACUUGAGCAAAAAGUUGAUCCCAGAACAGUUCGAGUUGAUCCAGGAGUUGAUCGAUUGGCUCGUGCCUCCUGUUUUCGAGUUUUUGCUGCUGCGGUGCCAGCAUUUCGUGCACGUUGGGGAGAUACAUCAGUUUUAUUCGUUCACCCGCCUGUUCACGUGUCUGCUGGAGGACGAGACGCAGUUCAGCACCGUGUGGCUGCAGUGCACCUUCAUAUUCGCGCUGCUCUGGGGUCUCUGUGCCACGCUCAAUGCGGACAGCCGGAAGCAAUUCGACUUGUUCUUUCGUAAACUGCUGGAUGGUAACAAUGCGGCGCACCCUAAGCCGAAGUCGUUCAAGCUGACGAAGAACCAGCUGUUCCAGGACAAGGACACCGUGUUCGACUACGUGUAUGACAAGAGGAACAACGGCUCCUGGAUACCCUGGAUGGAGCUGGAGAAGGAGGCGCCCCUCGCCGCCAACGCCAAGGUGAACGACCUCAUUAUCCUGACAAACGAGAACGCGUGUCUCCGCUUCUUUGUGUCGAAGAUGGUGAAGUCCAAAAUCCCAAUCCUGCUGGUGGGCCCCACCGGCACCGGCAAGUCCUCGUUAGUGCUGAACUUCCUGCUUACACUACCCAAGGAAAAGUACAUCACAAACACCAUCAAUUUCUCUGCUAGAACCACCGCCAAUCAGACUCAAGACAUAAUCAUGUCCAAAGUGGAUAAGCGUAGAAAAGGCGUUUUUGGACCGUCAAUGGGGAAGAAGUGCGUGCUGUUCGUGGACGACCUGAGCAUGCCGCAGAAGGAGCAGUGGGGUGCGCAGCCGCCGCUCGAGCUGCUGCGGCAAUGGAUUGACCACGGCCACUGGUACGACUUGCGCGACAUGGUGCGACAGGAGCUCGUCGACGUGCUAUUCGUAUCGGCGAUGUUGCCCCCUGGUGGCGGUUCAAACCUGAUCUCGUCGCGGCUUACCCGUCAUAUGCUCCUCAUCACGCUAGACUCCUUCGAAGACAAUACGCUUAACAAGAUAUUCGGAACUAUCAUGGACUGGCACUUCGCCAAGGGUUUCACUGAUACCUUAGUGAGGCAAGCGAAGGCGGUGGUGUCAGCCACCAUGGAGGUGUACAAGACGGUAACGGUCCAAUUCCUGCCCACCCCGAGCAAGUGCCACUACCUGUUCAACUUGCGGGACUUCGCGAGGGUCAUCAAGGGCAUUCUGCUGGUGCCGUCCACGCAUAUGAAGGAGCUGAACAAGCUGGUAGUACUUUGGGUGCACGAGACCUACAGGGUCUUCUAUGAUCGUCUCGUAGACGACGCUGACAGACUCAAGCUAUUCGAUGUGGUGUACAAAGCGGUGUACAGCAACUUCCGAGUACACAUGGACCAAGUGAUGAGCGAGCUGGGCUACGUGCCCGACGGCGAAAAGCUGUCCAACAAACACGCCACCAACAUAUUCUUCGGCAAUUACAUGGAGCCAGAUGCAGACCCCAAGAUAUAUGAUCAGGUAACGGACUUGGACGACAUGGCGGUGAAAAUGGAGUACUAUUUAGAGGAGUACAACGUGGUGUCCUCGUCUCCCAUGUCCUUGGUGAUGUUCCGCUACGCUCUCGACCACAUAUCGAGGUGUACUCGCGUCCUGCUGCAAGACAACGGUAAUCUGCUGCUGGUGGGUGUGGGCGGCAGCGGUAGGAGCAGCGCCGUCAAACUGGCCGCCAGCAUACUCGAGAUGAACGUCAUUCAGAUCGAGAUAUCCCGCGUGUACGGGCAGAACGAGUGGCGUGAUGACAUACGUAAACUGUUGAUGAAGGCCGGCAUCAUCGGGAAACCGGUCGUGUUCCUCUUUGCUGACAACCAGAUAAUGUACGAGGGCAUGGUUGAAGACAUUAAUAUGCUUCUGAACACCGGCGAUAUCCCUAACUUGUACGGUAUGGACGAGAAGGUCGAGAUCCUAGACAAGAUGCAGACCGCCGUCAGGGAGUCCGGCAAAAAGAUAGAAACAACUCCUCUAGCGAUGUUCGGUUUCUACGUGGAGCGCGUGAAGGCGAAUCUCCGCGUAGUAAUGGCCAUGUCGCCCAUCGGUGACUCCUUCAGGAAUCGCCUCCGAAUGUUCCCGUCUCUCAUCAACUGUUGUACUAUUGAUUGGUUCACAGCUUGGCCGCCGGAGGCUCUGGAACGCGUUGCGUCCAUGUUCAUCUCGAGGAUAGAGAGUGUCGACGAGGAUCUGUGUACAGCCUGCGUCGAGAUGUGUCAAUUGUUCCACAUGACCGUCGUGCAACUUAGCGACAGAUUUUAUUCUGAACAAAAGCGGAAAGUGUAUGUCACUCCCACAAGUUACCUCGAGCUGAUCAAGGCCUUUCAGAAUUUGUACGCGCUCAAGGUGGACCAGAUAACUAAAGCUAGGAUACGAUAUGAAACAGGACUGGAACAAUUAGACUUCGCAGCGGGACAAGUGGCCGUGAUGCAGCAGAACCUAAUAGAUCUGCAGCCUCAACUCGUUGAGACCUCUGACAAGACGGAGAAGCUCAUGAUCAAAAUCGAACAGGACACGGUGGUCGUUGAAAAACAAAAGGAGAUCGUAGGCGCCGACGAAGCUCUCGCUAACGAAGCAGCCGCAGCAGCUCAAGCCAUAAAAGACGACUGCGAAUCAGAUCUGGCAGAAGCUGUACCGGCGUUGCAAGCGGCUUUAGAUGCUCUGAACACUCUGAAGCCAGCUGACAUCACCCUGGUGAAGUCCAUGAAGAACCCACCAGCUGGAGUAAAACUGGUCAUGGAAGCCGUGUGUGUAAUGAAAGGAAUCAAGGGUGAUAGGAAAAUGGAUCCUAAUGGCAAACCGUACGAAGAUUUCUGGGGUCCAUCACAGAAGAUGCUCGGCGACAUGAAAUUCUUAGAGAGUCUGAAGAAUUACGACAAGGACAAUAUUGCACCUGCCAUCAUGAAGAAGAUAAGAGACAAGUACAUCCCAGACCGAGAGUUUGAUCCGGUGGUGAUAGCUAAAGUGUCGUCCGCCUGUGAGGGUCUCUGCCGCUGGGUGAGAGCCAUGGACGUGUACGACCGAGUCAUUAAGGUAGUGGCACCGAAAAAGGCAGCAUUAGCGGAAGCAGAGGCCGAGUUGCAGAUGCAAAUGAAUACGCUCAACGAGAAGCGAGCCCAACUGCAGGGCGUGCUCGACAAGUUACAGGCCUUAAACGAUGAGUUUGCGGAAAUGACUCGAAAGAAGAAGGGUCUAGAGGACGAAAUCGAUCUGUGUUCGACGAAGCUUGCACGAGCUGAGCAGCUGAUAGGCGGACUGGGCGGCGAGAAGGCGCGCUGGACCGAACUCGCGAGGCAGUUGCAGGAUUUACUUAAUAACAUUAUAGGUGAUGUUUUACUAUCAGCGGGCUUUAUAGCAUACUUGGGGCCGUACACGGUCAACUAUAGAAGAGAGAUUAUACAGAUGUGGAAUACACGCACCAGGGAAUUGAAUAUUCCAUGCUCGGACUCCUUCUCCCUGAUCACGACCCUGGGUGAGCCUGUAGUGAUUCGAGCGUGGAACAUCGCCGGGCUGCCGGUCGACGCGUUCUCCAUCGAAAACGGGAUCAUCGUCGAGAAGUCGCGACGGUGGCCGCUCAUGAUUGAUCCGCAAGAACAAGCCAACAAAUGGGUAAAGAACAUGGAACGUGAAAACCAGCUGAAGGUUAUAAAGCUGACUGACUCGAAUUAUAUACGCACAUUGGAGAACGCGAUACAGAUGGGCCUGCCCGUCAUACUCGAGAACAUUCGGGAACAGCUCGAUGCUGUACUCGAACCAGUACUUUUGAGAAACAUCUUCAGAUCUGGCGGCAUAGACUGCUUGAAGCUUGGCGAUAAUAUAUUAGAGUAUAACCAUAACUUCCGGUUCUACAUCACCACGAGGCUCAGCAAUCCGCACUAUUUGCCAGAGAUUGCUGUCAAAGUAACAUUGCUGAAUUUCAUGAUAACUCCUCAAGGAUUGCAAGAUCAAUUACUGGGCAUUGUGGUGGCCCAAGACCGCCCUGAGCUCGAGCUGAAGAAGAACCAGCUGAUCGUUGAGGGAGCAAACAAUAAACGGACGCUCAAAGAGAUAGAAGACAAAAUUCUAGAGGUGCUGUCUUCAGCCGGGAACAUUCUAGAAGACGAAUCAGCCAAUCAGAUCCUCUCAUCGUCGAAGGUGCUUUCGAUCGAGAUCGAAGCUAAGCAGGCGACUGCUGCUGUCACUGAGAAGGAGAUUGACGAAGCGCGACUCCUAUAUGUGCCUGUGUCCAAGCACAGUUCUGUGCUGUUCUUCUGCAUAUCAGAUUUGGCCAAUAUUGAUCCUAUGUAUCAGUAUUCUCUUAAUUGGUUUAUAAACUUGUACAACCAAGCGAUCCAGAACUCGCCUCAAAGUGAUGACCUAGAUUUGCGUCUCUCAAGCUUGAACGCGUACUUCACAAAGAGCAUUUACGAGAACGUAUGUAGGAGCCUGUUCGAGAAAGACAAGCUUAUUUUCUCUCUCGUUCUAACUCUCGGCAUUUUGAGGCCGCAGGGUUUAAUAGACGAUGAAUUGGUGGCCUUCCUCCUUACGGGCGGAGUGGCGUUGGAGAAUCCUUACGAAAAUCCAGCCCCUACUUGGCUGUCGGAGAAGGCCUGGUCAGAAAUCGUGCGCGCCAGCAAUCUCAAUGGUUUGCGUGGAUUCAAAGAAAACUUUGAGAAAAAUAUAAAAGCUUGGAAGGACUUCUACGAUUUGUCAGAUCCUCAUGAAAAUCCUUUACCAGCACCUUACCAAGAUAUUAAGGGAAUACCUAAACUGAUCAUCUUUAGAUGCAUUCGACCAGAUAAACUCAUCCCCCUCGUCCAACAAUACGUGGCACAAGAGAUGGGGCGUGCAUACAUUGAACCACCACCGUUCGACUUGGAGAAGUCCUACAACGACAGCAACUGUUGCUCGCCCCUGAUCUUCAUACUGUCCGCUGGCUCGGACCCUAUGUCUGGACUGGUCAAGUUCUCCAUGGAGAAGAAGGUCGUCAGCUUUGAAACUAUAUCGCUGGGACAGGGACAGGGUCCUAUAGCAGCGACCAUGAUAAACCAAGCGAUUGUGACCGGCGGUUGGGUGGUGCUACAGAACUGCCACGUGAUGGACUCGUGGAUGGGAGAACUAGAGCGGAUUUGUGCGGAGGUGAUAGUACCCCAAGUGACUCAUCCGAACUUCCGUUGUUGGCUCACCUCGUAUCCCAGCAAGGCUUUUCCUGUUACAGUAUUGCAGAACGGUGUUAAAAUGACGAACGAGGCACCAAAAGGCCUGAAGAACAAUAUCUACCGUUCGUACAUAUCGGACCCGAUCUGCGACCCGGAGUUCUACAUCUCAUGCCCCCGGACCGAGGAGUGGCGCCGGCUGCUGUUUGCGCUGUGCUUCUUUCAUGCGAUCGUGCAGGAACGCCGGGCGUUCGGGCCACUCGGUUGGAACAUACAGUACGAGUUCAAUGAGAGCGACCUGAGAAUCUGUAUUAUGCAGCUGCAGAUGUUCCUGACGGAGUACGCAGAGACUCCCCUGGACGCGCUCAACUACCUGGCCGGCGAGUGCAACUACGGUGGCCGCGUCACCGACGACAAGGACCGCCGGCUCAUACUGUCGCUGCUCUCCAUAUUCUACAACGAGAAUGUCACCGCCGACCCGGAUUAUUCGUUCUCGCCGAGCGGCGACUACCGCAUGCCGCCCAGCAUGGACUACAACUCGGUACUGGAACACAUCAGAGCGCUACCAAUGAUCGCGAAGCCAGAGGUGUUCGGUCUCCAUGACAACGCCGACAUCACUAAAGAUAAUAAGGAGACUGUGGGGUUGCUGUUCGGGUGCCUGCUGACCCAGACGUCGGUGGUGAGCGGCGGCGGUGGUGCCGAGGGUGGUGAAGGUGGCGGCGUGGUGGAGCUGACGCGCGAGAUGAUGUCCCGCCUGCCGAGACAGUAUGACGUGUUGGACGUCUCACAGCGCUACCCUGUGCAGUACUACAACAGCAUGAACACAGUGCUCAAACAAGAAUUAAUUCGCUACAACCGGCUACUAGCCGUGGUGAGCCGAACCCUCCACGGCGUGCACAUGGCGGCCCAGGGGCUGGCCAUCAUGAGCGCCGAAUUGGAGCAGUGCAACAAUGCGUUCGUCAAGGGCAUAGUACCCGGGGUGUGGAUGUCCAAAUCGUAUCCGUCUAUGAAGCCUCUAGGAUCGUAUGUAGCUGAUCUAUUAUCCAGAUUGAAAUUCCUCCAAGACUGGAUAGAUGAAGGGCCGCCGAUAGUGUUUUGGAUAUCAGGCUUCUACUUCAACCAAUCGUUCCUCACCGGCGUUCUGCAGAAUUAUUCACGUCACAAUAAGAUACCGAUAGAUCAGGUGCAAUUCGAGUUCGAAAUCACCAGUAUGGAGGCCGAUUGUGAGGAGGAACCUACUUUUGGAGUCUACUGUAAGGGCCUGUUUCUAGAAGGCGCUAGAUGGAACCGGCAGACGAUGCAGCUUGAUGAGUCAUACCCCAAAAUAUUGUUUGAUACUAUCCCCAUAAUAUGGUUUAAACCUGCCCUCAUAGCUGACUUCAACCCACCACCGUGCUAUUUCUGCCCUAUUUAUAAAACAAGUGAAAGGAAAGGUGUUCUGGCCACCACUGGACAUUCGAGUAAUUUUGUCAUGUAUAUAACACUGCGGUCUGAUAUACCGCAGAAGCACUGGAUAAAUAGAGGAGUGGCAAGCUUGACGCAACUUGAUGACUAGAAUUUUUUAUUUUUUUUAUUUAUUAUUUAUAAUAUUGUCAAUCAAAAAUAUUUACAUAAAAUGUAUUUUAAAAUUUUUAUAAGACAUUUCUUGAAAGGAAACAUGUAAGAUUUUUUUUAAUGGAUGAUAAUAGAAUGGUAACCCUACCUGCGUUAUACACUGGCGGAAUACUAAUGAGGAUUCAUAGGUCUACCUGUGAAGGAGGUCAGUUGGCCCAUCGUAAUUUAACAAUAAAUCGAUUACGAUGGUUUCCAGGGGGAAACUACUAGGCCGAUCUAAAAGAGUAUAUUGUUAGCAAUGUGACAGGUUUUUUUAUAGAUGAUAUUGGAAUGGUAGCCCCGCCUGUGCUAAUGGUAUACAGUAGCGGGACACCACCCCCUCUCACCCAUCUAAGAUUUUUGUCAGUGGGAUUAUGUGAGGUAAUACCAAAAUAGAUAAUAAAUUUUUAGGAUAACUUUAUAACCAUUUUUACCAGAACAAUUUACCUUCCAGUGUUAUUAUUUAAAUACUGUAUUUAAGUGAAUAUUAUUUAAAUAAUGCAAAAUUUAUUUUAUUGUUUAUACCAUUUAUUGAUUUAACAUUAGAUGGUGUUCUAUAGCAGCGAACUAUUGAGGAAUAGGCAAGCGGUGUAUACAUUAGACAUAGCUUUUGAUAUAUAAACUCCCUUACAGAUAGAUAUUGCUAGGCUUGGAAUUUAAUAUUAAUAUCUGAAAAUCAAAUGAUUUUAAAAAUAAUGCCACAGGGAUUCUUAACAAUUACUUAAUUUUAUGAACUUACAAAAUCAACCUAGAUUGCCAUUUCCAAAAAUGUACAUAUUUUCUAUAAAGUAAAAUAAUUAUAUACAUUUACCAGAUAUACUAUGUAUUAUAUUGUUUCAAUUAUAAUUUUAUAUUACUAUGUAAUAACCAGUUUUCCAAAAUUUUACUAUUUCAACAAUCUAAAAUAUAAAUAAACCUUAUAUUCUAAAUUAAUAUUAUAAAGACUAAAGGUAUGAUUUUGCAAUGGGCGAACUGUAACAUUCAACUGAUUUUAAAAUUUACACAUGCAAAUUUACAUUAUCAGCUAGUAACAUAAACUGUAUUAAAAAAAAAAAAACAGAACCAUGUGAAACCAGGGUGGACCACUAUUUGUGCAAAAAAGUUUUUUAUUUUUCGUAAUGUGAGCUGUA